This is a messenger RNA of Entrophospora sp. SA101, 456 nucleotides long. Lineage: Eukaryota; Fungi; Glomeromycota; Glomeromycetes; Entrophosporales; Entrophosporaceae. The record is from the annotation of a GenBank genome assembly.
AUGGAAAAUUACCAAGCAAUUCCAAAAGUGAUUACUAUGUUUUUUGAUGGCUUUAUUGGAGUAAUAUUAAAACAUCAUCAUGAGUUGAGGCAAUAUAAAAGAAAAUAUUACAAUUUAAAAACAAAGAUUGAUGAUACAGAACAAGAUCCAAUGCAAUUAAUUAAAAUCACUACCUUUUUAUCAUCUAUCAUCAUAAAAAUGGCUUUUAGGAGAUCUAAGAUUUGGUUUACAAAUUUAUUUGCAAGUUUAUGCAGAAGACCCCAAUUCUUAGGAUCACUUCAGUUGAUAUUACGUUCACUUCAUGUAAUAUCACAUACUGAAGAUCAUGAACAUCAUUUGGAAAUAAAAAGAAUGGAAAAGGUUGAUCCUAAAUCUAGAAUUAUAAGUGGUCCUAAUAUUUGGCCAUUAGUUGUCAUAGAUAAUUUAGAUACAAAACAAAAAAACAUUCAAGCAUAA